UGGAGAAUGAGUUUCUUUUUGACAUCGAUAAGGAGGUGUGGGGACGUGUUUAACCUGAACGUCCAGCUCAAUCCUGCAUGUUUUUGAUACAUUUAGAAGCUUGAGUGGCCUGUCAUUGUAAGCUUGGCAUUUGACCUAGCCGGGAGUCACCUUGAAUCAUUGCUACAGAGAAGCAAUCAUGUCAAUCCGAAGUGUGCUCACAAGGGAUCUUAAUGAGAGCAUCAGAACCUGUCUGGGACGGGCUGUGAAGAUAUCCAUGAAAUGCAUGGUUAGAAUGGAGACCAAGCAAGACAAAUUUGAGAACAGAGUACUGGCCUUCUCUGCUUGCCGUCUCUUCAUCAUGACCGCCAAAGUUCCUUCACGGAUCGACCACCAUUUCCACUAUCUGGACAUCCAGGCAAUUGAAAGCAAGCAAACAACAGAGUUCUGCCUGGUGGUCAAUGACAAGCGUUACACGUUCAUCCCGGCGGACGACAGGCACAAUGAGAUUGACGCCAUGAUCAUCAAUCUGGGCGUCUCCAUCAAGAACAUCUUCCCUUCAGUGCCACUCAGUCACAUUGUGCGCAAGCUGGACGUCGUGCCGGCGCGCCGCGUGCAAAAGCUGCACGAGGUGGCGCGCCUGGUGGAGGCGCGCGAGCCGGUGCCGUGUGGCGGCUUCUCCACCCAGUACGCGUGCAUGUGCGACUACCACAACCUGCCCUACCGGGAGGAGGUGGCCUGGGACGUGGACACUAUCUACCUGUCACACGACUCCCGUGAGCUCAGCCUGCAGGACUUUGACCACCUGGACCCCAAGGACCUGGUGCCCAUCAUCUCGGCGCUCGAGUACAACACGUGGUUCACCAAGCUGCGUAUCUCGCACCUGCGGCUCUCGCACGAGGCGGCCGAGCGGCUGCUGCACGUGCUCAAGAAGUCAGUCAGCCUGGAGGAGGUGUACCUGGACAACACCGGCCUCAAGGCGGACCUGGCUGGCAAGCUGUCGAUGGCGCUGCUGGCCAACACCAGCUCGCUGCUGACCGUGCUCGACGUGUCGCACAACGCCGUCGAGGACAAGGGUGUAGCCCAUUUUGUACCUGCCAUAGCCAAGAUAGCCGAGACUCCACCAGGCGCCUCACACCUGACGGGCCCCGUCGGCCGGGCCUCCAAGGGCCUGAAGCGGCUCGGCUUCGCCCACUGCAACCUGACGGCCAAGGGCGUCAACCAGCUCUGCCACGCGCUCAGCCUCAACCGCACCAUGUCCACCACGCUGACGGCGCUCGACCUCAGCGGCAACAACAUGAAGGAGGAGGUGACCAACCUGUACAACUUCCUGGCGCAGCCCAACGCCGUGACGUCACUGAACGUCAGCGGCUGCGACCUGCUGCUGGACUCGAUAUUCGGCGCCCUCCUGCGGGGGUGUACCACCCACCUGGCCCGGCUGGACGUCUCCAAGAAUGUGUUCAACACCAAGAAGUCCAAGGACAUUCCGCCGUCGUUCAAGCAGUUCUUCACCAGCACGAUCGCGCUCAAAUACCUCAACUGCUCGAGCUGCCGGAUGCCCCUGGAGGCGCUCAAGAACCUGCUGCUUGGCCUGGCCUGUAACGAGUCUACGGUGGACGUGGAGCUGGACCUGAGCGCCAACAGUCUGGGCCCGCCCGGCGCGCACGUGCUCGAGUCCUGCAUCCACGGCGUGAAGUGCAUCGCCUCGCUGGACAUCAGUGAAAACGGCCUGGAGCAGGACCUGGCCGGCGUUGUGACCGCUGUCAGCCGCAACAAGUCGGUACGCAUCCUCAAGAUGGGCCGCAACAUGGCCAACACCAAAUCCAAGCACGUACAUCACGUGGUGGAUGCGGUGGUACAGAUGAUUCAGGAGGAGGACUGCAUGCUGGAGGUGCUGUACAUCAACGACUCGCGGCUGAAGGCCGACCUCUAUAGUCUGCUGAACGCGCUCGGCAGCAACAACUGCCUACAGACGCUGGACAUCAGCGGUAACCUGAUGGGCGACACGGGCGCCCGGCUGCUCUCCAAGGCGCUGCAGAUCAACUGUCGGCUGCGCCAGAUCAGCCUCGAUCGGAACGGCGUCAGUCUGCAGGGCCUCUCCGACAUCGCCUACGGCCUGCAGAGCAACCACACGCUGAAGUACAUCCCGGCGCCGCUGUACGACCUGGCGCCGUGCAUGAAGCUGUCGCCGGAUCGGACGGAGGCGGUGUGGCGCCGGCUGCAGGACCUGCUGCACCGCAACAUGGCGCCGCAGAUGCGCCACAGUGGCCAGGCCUUCCGGCUCCAGCAGGGUCUGCUGCUGAGCAGCGCCCAGCAGAUGCUGGACCGGCUGAUCGGCCAGAUCCGGGAGCAGGUGCGCACGCUGCGCGAGAAGACGCCGCCGGACGACGAGCGGGCCGAGCUGCCGCUGAGUCGGGCGGAGGCCGUCUGCGAGGACGCCCAGCGCUGCAAGCAGCUCAUGGCUCGGUUCCACACGGUCGUGAUGGAGCGGGAGGCGUCCGGCAAUCCGGUGGAGCUGAAGCUGAGCCAGGUGGCCGAGCAGCUGCACUCGGUCAUCGCCCAGCACAUAGAGGCGACCGUGGACCGGAUGCUGGAGGCGGCCGAGGCCGAGUGUCCGCACGUGCUGCUGUCGGCCGUGCAGCAGGCUAUCCGCUCGGCCAGCGCCGAGCGCGUGCGGCUGGCGCUGCCGGCCGACCAGGUGCGCUCGGCGCUGCAGCAGCGCGCCGGCUCCGAGCUGGCCGAGCGCGUCAACGAGCUGCACGUGGCCGUGGCGGCGCAGGUCAGCGACCGCGUCGUCGAUGAGGUCAUCGAGAGCCUCACCAGGAGCUACCAGGAACUGACGGGAGAUGCGGGCCGCAAGCGCGCCUGCACGCCGGACGUGCUGAAGUCGCACCCGCGCCCGCCGGAUGGCGCCGAAGCCGGCGGCGCCGACAGCAGCCACUCCAAGGAGGACGUGGGCAGCGAGCGCUCGGACCCGUCGCCGCCGAAGCUGGAGUACUUGAAUUUGGCGACUCCCCAGCUACAUGCCAAGAAGCUAAACCUUCAGGGCCGGAAGAUGCGCCCCAAGUCUGUUGUCGACUCCGUGGAGGGCGUCUCUGCCGAGCGCAUCCCCGACCUGCUGCCCAGUCUGGACUCCACCGAGGAAGAGGUCGACACGGUGGCCGAGCUGCCGGCCUCGGCGUACCAGCUGCGCCAUCUGGGCACGCGUCCGCGGCGCGCCAAGAGCCGCGCGCCCACGCGGCCCGUGGUCGGCGGAAGGGCGCCUGACGUCGACACCGGCCUGGACGUGUUCUUCCCGCCGGCGCGCUCGCUGCCCAGCAGCCCGCUCACCUCGCCGGACUCCGAGUCCCGACAGCUGAUGACCACGUCUGCCGACAACACACCCCACCUGGGCCUGGAGCGCGCGCGGCGCACGCCCGCCCACCGCGAUGACGACGCCCACCGCGAGAAGAAGAGCAGCAGCGGUGUCAAGAAGGGCAUCUCGUCAGUGUUCAGCAAGCUGGCGGCGGAUCGUGUGGCCCGCAGCCGGGAGGACCGCGACGGCGGCGAGCCGGCCAAGCUCAGGAAGCCGGCCGACACGGCCGACAGCGACUCGUCGGCCGGCUCCGGGAGUGCGGACAGCUUUCUGAACCACCUGCUGUCGCCUCCGGUGGUGCCGCCGGCUGAGGAGGGCGCCGAGCCGGCACUGCGCCGCCCGGCCGGCCUCGCCGGCACCGACCUGCUGGCGGAAAUGCGCGCCAAACAGGAGAAGCGCGCCAGUCUGACGCCCAAACACACGCCCGAGGAGCUGGAGGAGCGCUCGCCGCUGCAGGAGGUGAAGGGUCGCAGCGCCGCCCUGGCCGCCGCGCUCAAGUCGCCGUCGGCCGGCCACCACGGGCCGCCGUCGAUCAGUCCCAAACCCAGCCUGGCCAGUAAGCCUAAGCAGGCGUCCCCCGUGCCGGGCCUGGCCAAGCCGCCGCCGCUAGGGCCGAAGCCGCGGCCCAAGUCCAUGGCCGGCCGCACUGAGACCCGCUGCUCCGGUGGCGGCAACACGUCGGGAGACGAGACGCCGCCGGCGGACGUCGGUCCAAGCUCUGACUCGUGGACCGGACGGCAGAUGGCAGACGGCGCCGCAGCUAACAGCUCGAGCCGCGCUAGCGACUCGCCAACAGAUGGGAGCGGUGCGCCCAGCGCCCAACGCCAACCCAAACGGUUAACGUCGGCAGAACUCGAGAGUCUGCUGGAGAGCUCAGUUGACGGGCCGCCGCCGAGCGAGCCGAGCAUCGCUGACGGCGUGUCGCCGUCGCCCGUGCCAAACCUGAUCCUCGACCAGGCGUACUCGCUGGAUGACGUCAUCAACGUGUGACGCCGCCGGGCCGCGCCGGUCGAGCCCCAGCUCAAACGCGCGGUGUCGGUCAGCGCGGCGGCUGCGGCGGCCUGUGCCGUUGGCGCCGCCGCCUCCCCCCGGCGCCGUCUCGGGCGGCGGUGUGGCGCCGCACGCGCGCCUCCCAAUACUCAGCGCCGCUGCCGGCCGGCGCUGCCUUCCGCGUUGUGAUUUUUAUCCAUGCAACUCACAGGCGCAUCAGCAGCUUACUGGCAUUUAUUGGACUUACCGCUAGCGCACAAGGCGUGUUUGUGUACGUGCCGAGACAGGUGGACGUGGACGCCCACGCUGCGACGGCGGCGUGCCCGACGUCGGAGCCUGGCUGAGAUUAGGGACGACAGGCGGCGUCCGAGACGUGGCGAGGGUCGCGUAGGGACGGGCGAGCUCUGUGGCGGCCCGGCCGCCUGCUGGCGGGUCACGUGGUCCCUGAUGGUGGCGCUUCUGGUUCGCUUCUGAAAUUCUUGGUUUGUUGUCUGUGUUCGGCGAACGGUGAGCGAUCCAGGCGGAUAGGUCGGGUUGCGUGUUAUGCUCUAUUAUGUUCUCGUACCA
This is a messenger RNA of Pollicipes pollicipes, 4891 nucleotides long. Its product is annotated as F-actin-uncapping protein LRRC16A-like. Gene Ontology annotation, biological process: cell migration; regulation of Arp2/3 complex-mediated actin nucleation. Lineage: Eukaryota; Metazoa; Arthropoda; Thecostraca; Pollicipedomorpha; Pollicipedidae. Gene Ontology annotation, molecular function: protein binding. The record is from RefSeq and is a predicted model, not a curated record. Gene Ontology annotation, cellular component: plasma membrane; lamellipodium.